AUGGAGAAGAAAGCUAUUCACUUUGGCGGUGGCAACAUCGGCCGUGGCUUUGUGGCUGAGUUCCUCCACGCGGCUGGCUUCGAGGUUGUCUUCGUCGAUGUCAUGGACAGCAUCAUCAAUUCCCUGCAGACCACCAAGUCUUACCAGGUCACCGAAGUCAGUGACGAGGGAGAGUCAACAAAGACCAUCACCAACUACCGUGCCAUCAACUCCAAGACCCAUGAGGCCGAUGUCAUCAAGGAGAUCUCAACUGCCGACGUCGUGACUUGCGCCGUGGGUCCUAACAUCCUCAAGUUCAUUGCCCCUGUCAUUGCCAAGGGCAUCGAUGCCCGAAAGGGCCCCACACCUUUAGCCGUCAUUGCUUGUGAGAACGCCAUCGGCGCCACUGACACCCUGCACGGAUUCAUCAAGGAGAACACUGCCCAAGAUCGUCUGGAGUCUAUGCCAGACCGGGCCCGAUUUGCCAACUCCGCAAUCGACCGUAUUGUGCCCGCCCAGGCUGCUGACAGCGGUCUCAACGUCCGCAUCGAGAAGUUCUAUGAGUGGGCCGUGGAGUCGACGCCUUUCGGCGAACACGGACACCCCGACAUCCCAGCCAUCCACUGGGUCAGCAACCUCGAGCCCUACAUUGAGCGCAAGCUAUUCACCGUCAACACCGGCCACGCCACUGCAGCCUACUAUGGCUACAAUGCCGGCAAGAAAACCAUCGCUGAGGCUCUUCAUGACUCUCGCAUCCGCGACAUUGUUCGUGCAGUUCUCCAGGAGACUGCCUCCCUCAUCGUCGACAAGCACGAAAUCAGCGCUGCUGAGCAGCAGGAGUACGUCGAAACCAUUAUCGCCCGUAUCUCCAACCACUAUCUCGAGGACAGCGUGGAGCGCGUGGGUCGUGCCCCGAUGCGCAAACUCUCCCGCAAGGAACGGUUCAUCGGCCCUGCUGCGCAGCUGGCCGAGCGUGGAGGAAAGUUCGAGUCCCUGUUGGGCUCUGUCGAGAUGGCUCUGCGAUUCCAGAAUGUGGAAGGUGACGAUGAGAGCGUGGAAUUGGCCAAGGUUCUCAAGGAGAACUCGCCUGCCGACGCAACCGUCCAAUUAACCGGCUUGGACCGAGACCACCCUCUCUUCCCCCACGUGGUCAAGGUCGUUGACGGCGUACAAUCCGAAGCAAAGUAG
Penicillium bovifimosum is the source of this 1167-nucleotide messenger RNA. RefSeq names its product mannitol-1-phosphate 5-dehydrogenase. The coding region runs from base 1 to 1167 and encodes 388 amino acids. The record is from RefSeq and is a predicted model, not a curated record. Lineage: Eukaryota; Fungi; Ascomycota; Eurotiomycetes; Eurotiales; Aspergillaceae. Gene Ontology annotation, biological process: mannitol catabolic process. Gene Ontology annotation, cellular component: cytosol. The transcript has a single exon. Gene Ontology annotation, molecular function: mannitol-1-phosphate 5-dehydrogenase activity.